AUGGCGCGUGGUGCAAACUCUCCUCCGCCUAACAUCCUGCCCAAAGUCUCCUUCGUGAAGGUACAAGACGACUUCUCAAAUCAUCCAACGGGCGUGCAUGAUCAUAUUUCUCGAUCUUAUGGAUAUAAUGACUUCUCCGACUUCAAGAGGCCCGAUUACUACAUCCGGUAUAUCGAGCCUCUGGAGAGUGAACUGGCUGAGCAAGUCGAGUAUGACAUGGACGAGCAAGACUUUGAAUGGCUCGAGGCAGUGAAUACGGAGCGCAAAAAACUUCAGCAGGACACUGCGUCUUGCGAGGUGUUCGAAAUUGUCAUGGAUCGGCUGGAGAAGGAAUGGUUCGACUUGACCAAGAACAUCCCGAAACCUGAUCUGGCGCUCCCAUCGGAAGAUUCGACCUGUGCUAUUUGUGAUGACUCCGAAGGAGAGAAUACGAAUGCCAUCGUCUUCUGUGACGGGUGCAACUUGGCAGUUCAUCAAGAUUGCUAUGGUGUACCGUAUAUCCCUGAGGGGCAAUGGCUUUGUCGGAAGUGUACCGUCUCCCCGGAAAAUCCAGUCACCUGUGUAUUGUGUCCCAACGAAGGUGGUGCAUUCAAGCAGACUGUCCACGGAGACUGGGUGCAUCUCCUCUGCGCAAUCUGGGUUCCUGAGACUCGGGUUGCAAAUGAGGUGUUCAUGGAACCGAUCACAGGUAUUGAAAAGAUAUCAAAGCAGAGGUGGCGACUGAGAUGUUCGGUCUGCGACAUCAGAGAAGGCGCAUGUAUUCAAUGCACGAAGCCGUCUUGCUUUCAAGCUUUCCACGCAACAUGUGCAAGGAAAGAGAAGCUCUUGAUGCCGAUGAAAUCCUCUCAAGGCUCGGAGGCUCCGUCGCUUGCUUGUUAUUGCGAGAAGCAUUUACCCAGAGAGCAGCAGGAAGGUCGUGUAGUAGCUCUUGCCGCUGAACGCGCUGAGGCGGAUAAGACUGAUGACACAAGUCCCAGUCUGAAGUCGUCCAAGACAGCCCGUGCGUACGCUAAGACAUACAAGCCCGGUCCACCACUUGUUCCGCAUAUCAUUGUGGAACAUGUUCUGCAGUAUAUCGGGAAGGUGAACCUGCGAGCGAAGCGGGACUUUGCGCUUUUAGUGUGCAAAUACUGGAGUCUGAAGCGGGAGGCUCGCAGGGGCGCUGCUUUCCUGAAGAGAUUGCAUUUGGAGCCCUGGACCGCGUCGUCGGGAGGUCGACAGCAGACUGACGAGGAGAAGGCGAUCAAGCUUGAGUUCAUGAGACGCCUGAGAGUCGACCUCGAUCAAGUCCGGAUGAUAGCGGAACUCUGUCGGAAGCGCGAGAGCCACAAGCUGGAUAUCGCAGAGAUCAUUCAGCAUGUAUUCGACAGGUUCCUAUUCGCGCACGAGCCUCCGCUUCGAAUGGCGUUCGAAAAGAUCAUGGGCGCCGACCGUCAGGAAUUUUUCAAGAAUCCCGUGUCUAAGGUGGACGUUCCCGACUAUUAUGAUAUCAUCAAGAGACCCAUGACAUGGAGCAUCAUUGGAGACAAGCUGGAUAGGCAUGAAUAUCUCGAUUUGCAGGAGUUCAAGAAUGAUAUUAAUCUUAUCGUGACCAAUGCAAUGACCUACAACCAACCUGGAACAUCAUUUUACAAGACUGCUCAGAAGAUUCAAACUGUCGCAGAACCCAUAUUGGCUGACUUAGACAAGAUCUCGUCACUUCGCCCUACGCCGGAACAGUUGCCCUCGGAGCUUCAAGAACAGCCCCCACAACAGCUGCAAAAGCAAUUGCCGGAGCACCUGCGAGAACAUUCACAAGAGCACCUGCAAGAACAGAAUGAUGAACACCCCGAGAAGCGACCACAGGGUCCGGAACUGGAUUGCAUCGAAGAAGGCGUCCCUGCUCCAACAGGCGACUUGGAACCACCUAUAGAGCUGCUCGAUAUGCUAGUCUCAGAAGCUUCAAUUACAGACGACAUUGAGUUGAUUCUGGACAAGGAGCCGCUAGCCGCUCUCCUUACCUACGAGCUGCCAAGAAUGAAGCCACCCCCACCGCUCCCACCACCGAAGCCCAAGCGCGAUCGCAAGGCGGACCUUGCGCGCAAGCGCCAGGAGCGGCUCGAUUCUGCGCCUGGCUUCCGGGCACCGAGGACCCGACGUGCGUCUGCCACGAACGCGCAGUUCGAGGGGGAGACGGAGACGGAGGUUCACGUUCCCACACAGCCCGAGGCGGGCCCGUCGAGCGAGGCGGCUGCGUCGGAGCUGUCGUCGAGGGAGAAGUCGAGCAGGAAGCCAGGGCGGCGUGGCCCACUACAUGUCCCUGGCAACCAGCCUGCGCCAGUCAUGGAAUCGGUGGACGACCGAGACUCGUUCAGCCUGUUUGAUAAGGGCUGGAUCCUGCCGGAUGACCAGCGACGGGGGAAUAGGCAAAGGCAGCAGCGCUCGCCGCUUCCGCCGAAGAAGAAGUCAAAGAAAGCCUCCACGCGGGAGAAGUCUCUGCUGGCUACGUUCAACACCGCGGAGGCCGAGAACGAGACGCUGCAAGCUACCCCGCUGACUGAUUUCACUACUUUGCCGGAAGGGCAUCUACUUCACACUGAGCAUGACGCAGCACCGGAAAGUACGGGACACGUCCCAGCGGAGACGGUUGAAGAAACACAGGUUGAGCCAGUCGAGCAAGCGCAAGGCGAACUUGUAGCGAAAGCUCCGGUCCAAUCUGUUGAGAAUGCUCCAGCUGAACCUAUCGAAGAGAGGCCAGAUGAAGCCGAUGCGGGCGUGCAUGCUGAAGCUGCUGUGGAAGUCCCAGCUGAACCUAUCGCGGAACUGCCGGUUGAAUAUCCUGCGGAACUGCCAGCUAAACCCGUUGUAGAACUCCCAUCUGAACCUGUUCAGGGAACGCUGGCUGAACAGGUCAAAGCACCCGCCACUGAAGGACCAGCGAUGUCACCGCUUUCAGAUACUCAGGCUUUUGCAAAGCCUGCCACUUGGCCUGUUGAUGAGCCUUCGCUGGUCGACGAGAGGUCUGCCGUAGAAGUGGGUGAAGAAUCCACGGAGGAGGUAGCCAAGGAAUAUAUGAGUCGACCUGUGGAGGAACUACCGAGGCUGCCUGCGGAAAAUCCCGCAGAAGUGCCCAUGGGAGAAUCUGGUAUACCUGCGGUGGAACCCGCGAAGGCGCCCAUGGACGUUCCCACCGCAAAUGACGCUGUCAAGCAGAGGAAGGGCAAGAGCAAGAGGCGUGAUGAAGCGCCUGUUCGCAUCAUCAUCAUAGAAGAACUCGAUACCCCCGCUAUUCGUAGACAGAAAUACAAGAAGAGGAAGGCGGAGAGGGAGAGACUCGCUGCCGAGGCCGCAGCGGCAGCAGCACUCGACGCUCAGCGAACCACACAGAUUUCCCAAACUUCGGAGGAGACCGUUGGUGACGUAGAGAUGGCGAACGCUGACGGAGGUGCAUCAGAACUCUCUUCUCUCAGCGAUCUCAGUGACGCAGAAGGUAGAAAGUCGCCCGUGAGAGUAAAGGAGUCCAUCGUACAAACACCGACCUCGGGUCCAAGGCAACAAAUUGAUGAAUCGAAUCCUUUGACUCCUGUCAUAGCGAAGGCGAGCACCGCUCUCGGUGCCAUAUCGCUGCCGGAGGGCCACUAUCUCGAAGGAGGCACGCUUGUGUGGGCCAAAGCAAGAACCUUCCCAUGGUGGCCCGCUGUUGUUUUUGAGCCGGAUGACAUCACAAUCCCAGACUACGUAUCGCGUACUCCUCCUCAGCUCAAAGAGCACGAGAAAGGCCCAGUUAAUCUUGUGCAAUUUUAUGAUUCAAGGAAGACAUGGCAAUGGGUCACACUGGAGAAGCUCAAACUACUCGGCGAAGACAGUAGUCUUGACCAGGAGAUGCUGGCGAACAAGUCUAGAUUCCAGAACUGGAAGACGCCAAAGCACAAGCAGAUGUGUAGGGACGCAUACAGGUGCGUCCGUCUUCGAGGUUUUGGUCCCAUUCGGCUCGUACUGAGUUGA
Molecule: messenger RNA, 3984 nt
Organism: Laetiporus sulphureus 93-53
Lineage: Eukaryota; Fungi; Basidiomycota; Agaricomycetes; Polyporales; Laetiporaceae
Exons: 17
Coding region: 1-3984 (1327 amino acids)
Biological process (GO): regulation of transcription by RNA polymerase II
Cellular component (GO): MOZ/MORF histone acetyltransferase complex
Molecular function (GO): protein binding
Source: RefSeq, a predicted model, not a curated record